GGUUGUCAGGAGCAACCAAGGAAGCCAACUAACAGGCUUGCUAGAGUCUGAGGACUAUCCAGGGCCUGACUGCCAGCUAGCCAGCCAUGGGCCAGGAUUAUUACUCUGUGCUCGGGAUCACUCGCAAUUCAGAGGAUGCCCAGAUCAAGCAGGCGUACCGCAGACUCGCCCUUAAGCACCACCCGUUGAAGUCAAAUGAGCCGUCUUCAGCAGAGAUUUUCAGGCAAAUAGCAGAGGCCUACGACGUGCUGAGUGACCCCAUGAAGAGAGGCAUCUAUGACAAGUUUGGAGAAGAGGGCCUGAAGGGUGGGAUUCCUUUGGAGUUUGGAUCCCAGACCCCAUGGACAACUGGUUACGUCUUCCACGGCAAACCUGAAAAGGUGUUCCACGAGUUCUUUGGUGGAAACAACCCCUUCAGUGAGUUUUUUGAUGCAGAAGGAAGUGAGGUAGAUUUGAACUUUGUGGGGCUCCAGGGCCGAGGGGUCAAGAAGCAGGACCCCCAAGUCGAACGGGAUCUCUACCUGUCCCUGGAGGACUUAUUCUUUGGCUGCACCAAAAAAAUUAAGAUCUCCAGAAGGGUGCUGAACGAGGAUGGGUACUCCUCCACCAUCAAGGACAAGAUCCUGACCAUUGAUGUGAAGCCCGGUUGGAGGCAGGGCACACGCAUCACCUUUGAGAAGGAAGGGGACCAGGGCCCCAACAUCAUCCCAGCAGACAUCAUUUUCAUCGUAAAGGAGAAGCUACACCCUCGCUUCCGCAGGGAGAAUGACAACCUCUUCUUCGUGAACCCCAUCCCUCUUGGCAAGGCUCUCACCUGCUGCACUGUGGAGGUGAGGACCCUAGAUGACCGUCUGCUCAACAUCCCCAUCAAUGACAUCGUCCACCCCAAAUACUUCAAGAAGGUGCCAGGGGAGGGGAUGCCAUUGCCGGAGGACCCCACUAAGAAAGGGGAUCUCUUCAUCUUCUUCGACAUCCAGUUCCCCACCCGCCUCACACCCCAGAAGAAGCAGAUGCUGCGCCAGGCAUUGCUGACAUGACUGUGGUGGGCUGGAGCAGGGGUGAGAGGAGGCUAGCCGGGCCUCACCCCACCCCUACCCGCCACAGCCUCAGGGUGUGCAGGGGAGCCUGCUGCACAGAUAUGAUACCAGGGUGGGAUGGCACAGGGCUUAAACUGACAUAAUAAAGAUCUAUUUCCUGUCCUCCAGCUACACCCACGAGAGUA
Molecule: messenger RNA, 1222 nt
Organism: Pan troglodytes (chimpanzee)
Lineage: Eukaryota; Metazoa; Chordata; Mammalia; Primates; Hominidae
Gene: DNAJB13
Product: DnaJ heat shock protein family (Hsp40) member B13
Exons: 8
Coding region: 87-1037 (316 amino acids)
Cellular component (GO): cytosol
Molecular function (GO): protein-folding chaperone binding
Source: RefSeq, a predicted model, not a curated record